AUGGCUGCGCCCGUGGGACCGGUGAAGUUCUGGAGACCCGGUACAGAAGGGCCAGGUGUCAGCAUCUCUGAAGAGAGACAAAGUCUAGCUGAAAACUCGGCAACAACUGUUGUUUACAACCCUUAUGCUGCCCUUUCUAUAGAGCAGCAGAGGCAGAAGCUGCCAGUGUUCAAGCUUAGGAAUCAUAUAUUAUACUUGAUAGAAAACUAUCAGACAGUAGUGAUUGUUGGAGAAACAGGAUGUGGGAAAAGCACACAGAUUCCACAAUACCUGGCAGAAGCUGGCUGGACGGCCGAAGGAAGAGUGGUGGGGGUCACCCAACCCCGCAGAGUUGCUGCUGUUACAGUUGCAGGGAGAGUGGCUGAGGAAAGGGGUGCAGUGCUGGGCCAUGAGGUGGGCUACUGCAUCCGCUUUGAUGACUGCACCAACCCACUGGCCACGAGAAUUAAGUUUCUGACCGAUGGAAUGCUGGUCAGGGAAAUGAUGGUUGAUCCAUUAUUAACAAAAUACAGUGCCAUCAUGCUGGAUGAAGCCCACGAGAGGACCUUGUACACCGACAUUGCCAUUGGUCUGCUGAAAAAGAUUCAGAAGAAGAGAGGGGAUCUUCGACUGAUUGUGGCUUCAGCCACUUUGGAUGCAGAGAAAUUUCGGGAUUUCUUUAAUCAAAAUGACACCAGUGAUCCAACCAGGGAUACGUGCGUGAUCCUUACAGUGGAAGGGCGAACAUUUCCAGUGGACAUCUUUUAUCUACAGAGUCCUGUUCCAGAUUACAUCAAAUCAACCGUAGAAACCGUGAUGAAAAUUCACCAGACGGAGGGAGAUGGAGACAUACUAGCAUUUCUCACUGGUCAGGAAGAGGUGGAAACUGUCGUGUCAAUGCUGAUCGAGCAGGCUCGAGCUCUAGGUCGGACUGGUAUGAAGAGACACCUCCGGAUUCUCCCCAUGUAUGCGGGACUGCCCUCCUUUGAGCAAAUGAAAGUGUUUGAAAGGGUGUCACGCAGUGUCAGAAAGGUGAUCGUGGCCACCAACGUAGCAGAAACCUCCAUCACAAUCAGCGGGAUCGUGUACGUGAUUGAUUGUGGCUUCGUGAAGCUCCGGGCCUACAACCCCAGGACAGCUAUCGAGUGCUUGGUGGUGGUCCCAGUGUCCCAGGCAUCAGCCAACCAGCGAGCAGGACGUGGUGGCCGCAGCCGCUCAGGGAAAUGUUACCGCCUUUAUACAGAGGAAGCCUUUGACCAGCUGCCUCAGUCCACUGUCCCUGAGAUGCAGCGGAGCAACCUGGCCCCCGUCAUCCUGCAGCUGAAGGCGCUGGGGAUCGACAACGUCCUCAGGUUCCACUUCAUGUCGCCACCUCCAGCGCAGUCGAUGGUUCAAGCAUUGGAGUUACUGUAUGCUCUGGGAGGUCUGGACAAAGACUGUCACCUAACUGAACCUCUUGGCAUGAGAAUAGCAGAGUUUCCUUUAAAUCCCAUGUUUGCAAAAAUGCUGCUUGAAUCAGGGAAUUUUGGCUGUUCUCAGGAAAUUCUAAGCAUUGCUGCCAUGAUGCAGAUCCAGAAUGUCUUUGUGGUUCCCUCAAACCAGAAGUCUCAGGCUAUGCGAGUGCACCGAAAAUUUGCUGUGGAGGAGGGUGACCAUCUUACCAUGCUCAAUGUGUAUGAAGCAUUUAUCAAACACAACAAAAACUCCCAGUGGUGUCAGGAGCAUUUCCUGAAUUACAAGGGCCUCGUCAGAGCUGCGACAGUGAGGGAGCAGUUGAAAAAGCUUCUCGUCAAGUUUCAAGUGCCCAAGAAAUCUAGUGAAGGUGAUCCAGAUCCAGUUCUGAGGUGCAUCGUUUCCGGAUUCUUUGCAAAUGCCGCGAGGUUUCAUUCUACUGGAGCUUAUAGGACCAUCCGUGAUGAUCAUGAAUUGCACAUCCACCCAGCAUCGGUCCUCUAUGCAGAGAAGCCGCCCCGCUGGGUUAUCUACAAUGAAGUUAUCCAAACCUCCAAGUAUUACAUGAGAGAUGUGACCGCCAUUGAGUCUGCUUGGCUGUUGGAGCUGGCUCCACACUUUUAUCAACAAGGAACGCACCUGUCCCUGAAAGCCAAGAGGGCCAAGGUCCAGGACCAGUGA
Molecule: messenger RNA, 2112 nt
Organism: Rangifer tarandus platyrhynchus (Svalbard reindeer)
Lineage: Eukaryota; Metazoa; Chordata; Mammalia; Artiodactyla; Cervidae
Source: the annotation of a GenBank genome assembly